AUGAUGUUCAAGUCCGUCGCCGCCGUGGCCUUCCUGGCCGUCGCCUCCCAUGCGCUCGCCGACGAGGCCGCCACCUUCAAGAUGUCGGCUCGCGAGCUGUUCGGCAUGGGUCGUCGCCAGACCGACACUGGCUACACCCCGACCGACACCUUCUGCGGCAUGGGCGCCACUUGCGCCGAGGCCUGCGGUGCCGGUUUCGAGAUGUGCGCGUCCAACGACAACUCGAUCCACUGCUUCAACGCCCAGGCGAAGCAGAUUUGCUGCCCUGAUGGCAGUGGCAACUCGUGCGAUGCCGGCUACUUCUGCGCCGGUACUGUCGCCAACGGCGCCACCAUCUGCUGUCUCAAUGGCCAGUCGCUGGAUGAGUGUGCCAAGUCUCACAACGUCACCGGCGCCCUGACCUCCCAGGUCCCCAAGCCUACCACUACCACCACCAUCUCGUCCAGCUCGUCGACUUCCUCGUCGAGCAUCCUUUCCAACACCACCACGUCGUACAGCGUCGCCCACAACUCGACGUCUGCCUACUCCACCGGUGCCUACACCACCUGCACCUCGACCCUGGAGCCCGUCCAGACCUACCCUGCCGCCAACACCACCACCAAGGUUGCGCCGACCAGCACCCCGACCCCGACCGUGGUCCCCGUCAGCGCCGGUGCCCUGGCCGGCCCUGCCGGUGCUCUGGUUGCUUUCGCAGCUGUCGCCUUCGCAGCCCUGUUGUAA
This is a messenger RNA of Thyridium curvatum, 720 nucleotides long. RefSeq lists its product as uncharacterized. Lineage: Eukaryota; Fungi; Ascomycota; Sordariomycetes; Thyridiales; Thyridiaceae. The record is from RefSeq and is a predicted model, not a curated record. The transcript has 2 exons. Bases 1 to 720 code for a protein of 239 amino acids.